This is a messenger RNA of Ochotona princeps (American pika), 5770 nucleotides long. RefSeq names its product activity dependent neuroprotector homeobox (gene ADNP). Bases 1387 to 4701 code for a protein of 1104 amino acids. Gene Ontology annotation, cellular component: nucleus. Gene Ontology annotation, molecular function: DNA binding. The record is from RefSeq and is a predicted model, not a curated record. Lineage: Eukaryota; Metazoa; Chordata; Mammalia; Lagomorpha; Ochotonidae. Gene Ontology annotation, biological process: regulation of gene expression. The transcript is spliced from 5 exons.
GAGUCGGGGUGUGAAGCACGAGGCGCUCGCCUCGUUUAAGGCAGGAGAUGUCCCUGCCCCUUGCCGCUGCUGCCCAGCCCAGGAGCGCGCAGCCCUGCAAGCACGUGGGGCCGCCCGGGCUGCCCUGCACACCCCUCCCUCCAGAUGUAGUCCAGGCCCAUCGGGGCCCGCGCAAGGAUCCCCAGCACGGCCACCUGACUGAGUGCUGGGCGUGCUGCGGCCCGCUGCUUGUGCCUCCGCCGCCGGCGCUGCGGCCGGAGGAAGGCGCCCGCCGAGCCCACGGCCCCGGGAGCGCACUGCAGCCAUUAUGCACGGCGCCUCCUAGCGGGGCAGUGGCAAAUCCCGCUUCUCGCGAGAGCUCCCCUCAGUGGGGAUUAUAUAAUUUCCCUUAGGCGGGAGUGGGGGUGCUGUGGGCACCCACUUUCAGGGAAAGUUUGGUGCAAGCAUGAGUGGGGGCUAGAGGACUGUCCCCGGGGGACAUGGUGGGAGAGGGGCCUGCCCUCCCAGUGGCCCCCCCAUCUAGCUGGACAAUGAGUCCUCUUAUGCUAAUGAGCCCCUUACGUCACUUCCGCUCUUUCUCGGCCGCCAUUUUGGCUAAGGCAGGUUCGGGCACUCGCUCCGAGGCGCUUGUAUUGUCUGCCGAGGGGAGACGCGGGAUCGGCCCCCUCCCCCGCCCGUGGCCGCCGCCGCCUCCGCCGGCCCGGUCUCCCCUCCGCCGCCCGCCGGGAUCCAUGAGCUGAAUUCCCGCCCCCCCGGCCGCCGCCAUCUUGUGCCCCCUCCCCCUCCCGCAGGCAGCGCUAAGGGGGAUUUUGGCGUCUCCUCAGACACAGCUCCCUCUCUCGGUCUCCGCCGCCGAGGAGCGAGGGGAGCGUGGCCGCCGCCGCCCGCCUGGCCGCGCCGGUGAAGCCUCCUCUCCCACGCCCUCCGUCUCCUCCCUCCGCCCCUCCUUUGUCUGCACCGCUCGACGCCGCCGCCGCCGCCCGCGCGGGGUCCGGAGCGAGCCGCUCGCGCCGCCGCCCGCCGCUCUGCUGCGCCCGCCGCGCCCCCCGGCAGGAGCCGCGGCCGCGGCGCGAGCCGGAGCCCGAGCGCGACGAGGCCCCGGGCGCGCCCUGCCCGCCCUCGCCGCCGUGCCGCCGCCAUCCGCCCGCCGCCGCCGCCCGGCCCCCGAGCACGCCGGCCCCGCGCGCGCCUCGAGGCCGAGCCAAGGUGUGAGAUGCACAGUGCGAAACCUAGGCCCCAGCUUUUGCGCCAUGAUGCACAGGGUUGUACUUUUUGUACUGAGCUGAUAGGUGGCCUAGUGGUUAUGUCCUGUACUGCCAUUUUGAGGAUCUGGACUCCGUUUCCCGCCUUGCUCUUUGGACCGCAUUGUCAAUUCACACCGAAACUAUGUUCCAACUUCCUGUCAACAAUCUUGGCAGUUUAAGAAAAGCCCGGAAAACUGUGAAAAAAAUACUUAGUGACAUUGGGUUGGAAUACUGUAAAGAACAUAUAGAAGAUUUUAAACAGUUUGAACCUAAUGACUUUUAUUUGAAAAACACUACAUGGGAGGAUGUAGGAUUGUGGGACCCUUCACUUACGAAAAACCAGGACUAUCGAACAAAACCUUUUUGCUGCAGUGCUUGCCCAUUUUCCUCAAAAUUCUUCUCUGCCUACAAAAGUCAUUUCCGGAAUGUCCAUAGUGAAGACUUUGAAAAUAGGAUUCUUCUUAAUUGCCCCUACUGUACCUUCAAUGCAGACAAAAAGACUUUGGAAACACACAUUAAAAUCUUCCAUGCUCCAAACGCCAGCGCACCAAGCAGCAGCCUCAGCACUUUCAAAGAUAAAAGCAAAAAUGAUGGCCUUAAACCUAAGCAGGCUGACAGUGUAGAGCAAGCUGUUUAUUACUGUAAGAAGUGCACUUACCGAGAUCCUCUUUACGAGAUAGUUAGGAAGCACAUAUACAGGGAACAUUUUCAACAUGUGGCAGCACCCUACAUAGCAAAGGCGGGAGAAAAAUCACUCAACGGCGCAGUCCCCUUAGGCUCGGGCGCCAGGGAAGAGUGUAGUAUCCACUGUAAGCGGUGCCUUUUCAUGCCAAAGUCGUACGAAGCUUUGGUACAGCAUGUCAUUGAAGACCAUGAACGGAUAGGCUAUCAGGUCACUGCCAUGAUCGGGCACACCAAUGUGGUGGUUCCUCGAUCUAAACCCUUGAUGCUGAUUGCCCCCAAGCCUCAAGAGAAGAAGGGCAUGGGACUUCCCCCAAGAAUUGGUUCUCUUGCUUCUGGAAAUAUCCGCUCUUUACCAUCACAGCAGAUGGUGAAUCGACUCUCUAUACCAAAGCCUAACUUAAAUUCAACAGGAGUCAACAUGAUGCCCAAUGUUCACCUACAGCAGAAUAACUAUGGGGUCAAAUCCGUAGGCCAGAGCUAUGGCGUUGGUCAGUCAAUGAGACUGGGUCUUGGUGGCAACGCACCAGUUUCUAUCCCUCAGCAAUCUCAAUCUGUGAAGCAGUUACUUCCAAGUGGAAAUGGAAGAUCGUACGGGCUUGGCUCAGAACAGAGGUCCCAGGCGCCUGCGCGGUUCUCCCUGCAGUCUCCUAAUGCCACCUCGUCUCUCUCAUCAGGCCCAUUAAAGUCCCCUUCCCUGUCCCAGGCACAGGCCUCCAGAGUGUCAGGUCAGUCCAGCUCCAAACCCACUGCAGCUGCCACAGGCCCUCCUCCAGCCAAUACUUCCUCAACUCAGAAGUGGAAAAUAUGUACAAUCUGCAAUGAGCUUUUUCCUGAAAAUGUCUAUAGUGUGCAUUUCGAAAAAGAACAUAAAGCUGAGAAAGUCCCGGCAGUAGCCAACUACAUUAUGAAGAUACACAAUUUUACUAGCAAAUGCCUCUAUUGUAAUCGCUAUUUGCCCACAGAUACCUUGCUCAACCACAUGCUUAUUCAUGGUCUGUCUUGCCCAUAUUGCCGUUCGACUUUCAAUGAUGUAGAAAAGAUGGCAGCACACAUGCGGAUGGUUCACAUUGAUGAGGAAAUGGGGCCUAAGACAGAUUCUACUUUGAGUUUUGAUCUGACCUUGCAGCAGGGCAGUCACACCAACAUCCAUCUCCUGGUGACCACGUACAACUUGAGGGAUGCUCCUGCUGAAUCUGUUGCUUACCAUGCCCAGAAUAACCCUCCAGUUCCUCCAAAGCCACAGCCCAAAGUUCAGGAAAAGGCAGACAUCCCGGUUAAAAGUUCACCCCAAGCUGCAGUGCCCUACAAAAAGGAUGUCGGAAAAACCCUUUGCCCUCUUUGCUUCUCAAUCCUAAAAGGACCCAUAUCUGAUGCACUUGCACAUCACUUACGAGAGAGGCACCAAGUAAUUCAGACGGUUCAUCCAGUUGAGAAGAAGCUCACCUACAAAUGUAUUCAUUGCCUUGGUGUAUAUACCAGCAAUAUGACCGCCUCGACCAUCACUCUGCAUCUGGUUCACUGCAGGGGUGUUGGGAAGACCCAGAAUGGCCAGGAUAAGACGAAUGCGCCUUCUCGGCUUAAUCAGUCUCCAGGCCUGGCCCCUGUGAAGCGCACCUACGAGCAGAUGGAAUUUCCCUUGCUGAAGAAGCGGAAGUUAGAGGAAGAUAGCGAUGCGCCCAGCUUCUUUGAAGAGAAGCCGGAGGAGCCUGUCGUCCUGGCUUUAGACCCCAAGGGUCAUGAAGAUGAUUCCUAUGAAGCCAGGAAAAGUUUUCUAACAAAGUAUUUCAACAAGCAGCCGUACCCCACCCGGAGAGAGAUUGAGAAGCUGGCGGCCAGUUUAUGGCUAUGGAAAAGUGACAUUGCUUCCCAUUUUAGUAACAAAAGGAAGAAAUGUGUCCGUGAUUGUGAAAAAUAUAAACCUGGUGUGUUGCUGGGUUUCAACAUGAAAGAAUUAAAUAAAGUCAAACAUGAGAUGGACUUUGAUGCUGAGUGGCUGUUUGAAAAUCAUGAUGAAAAGGAUUCCAGAGUCAAUGCUAGUAAGACUGCUGACAAAAAGCUCAGCCUGGGCAAAGACGAUGACAGUUCCUCAGACAGCUUUGAGAAUCUAGAAGAAGAAUCCAAUGCAAGUGGUAGUCCUUUUGACCCUGUUUUUGAAGUUGAACCUAAAAUCCCCAAUGAUAAUCCAGAAGAACAUGAACCGAAGGUAAUUCCAGAGGAUGCUUUAGAGUCUGAGGAGAAGCUAGACCAAAAAGAGCAGGAGGGUUCAAAAUAUGAAACUCUUCAUUUGACUAAGGCACCAACCAAAUUAAUGCACGAUGCUUCUGACAGUGAGGUUGACCAGGAUGAUGUCGUUGAGUGGAAGGACGGUGCCUCUCCCCCUGAGAGCGUGCCUGGCUCCCAGCAUGUGUCGGACUUUGAGGACAACACGUGUGAGGUGAAACCAGGGACCUGGUCUGAUGAGUCUUCCCAGAGUGAAGAUGCAAGGAGCAGUAAGCCAGCUGUCAAAAAAAAGGCUACCAUGCAUGGUGACAGAGAGCAGUUGAAAUGGAAGAAUAGUUCCUAUGGAAAAGUUGAAGGAUUUUGGUCCAAGGACCAGUCACAGUGGAAGAACACAUCUGAGAAUGAUGAGCGCUUAUCCAACCCCCAGAUUGAGUGGCAGAAUAGCACAAUUGACAGUGAGGAUGGGGAGCAGUUUGACAGUAUGACUGAUGGAGUAGCUGAGUCCAUGCACGGCAGCCUAACGGGCGUGAAACUGAGCAGCCAGCAGGCCUGAGUGCCUGGUUGCUGGCAUCGCUGAUUGACACUGCAGCCUGGAACUCAGCAGUCCUGCUGCUGUGCCUGCGGGGCUGUGUCAUAAGUGGUACUGCCGUGUGAGUGCUGGUCAGCACGCUGUGGGACAGAAUUGGCCGCUGACGUAGCAGUGGCUCCAAGUCUGUGACACGUGAUUGGCUGGUGAUUGCUUCAGAACUUUUCUGACGGACAGUAACUGAAUGUGAAGAUGAAUGAGCUGGUGGCUCCCACUUCCAAGGAGGGAGAGCAGAGGUGGAUUUGUCUUCAGCAAUCUCUCUCCUCUGUAGAAUGUUCUGGUGGAUGUCCUUGAUUCACUGAUUCAUGUGGUAGUGUAGGGCCAACAGACAAGCUGCCAUUCUAAAGUGUAUAGCAGGCUUUGGGAAAAUCAGUUCUUUUUUCUUGUAUUCAUUCUGAAUAGUUGAAAUGUAUAUUUGUACAGUCUUUUAGACCUACGCAAGUGAUGCAUAUGAUAUUGUUACUGUGUGCCCAUCAUAGCUUUGUUUUUUGGUUUUUGGGUUUUUAGUGCUGCCCUUGCUGUGUAUAAACGCUGUAUCUAGUUUCUCUAGCAAAAGCUUGAAACUGCGCUAGUACGGACUUUUGGACAGACUUAGUUCUUUGCACAUAACCUUGUACAAUCUUGCAACAGAGGCCAGCCACAUAAGAUAUAUAUCUGGACUCUCCUGUAUUAUAGAAUUUUUUCUUGUUCUGAAUAUCCUUGACAUUACAGCUGUCAAAAACAAAAAACUGGUAUUUCAGAUCUGUUUUCUGAAAUCUUUUAAGCUAAAAUCACAUGGAAACAUUGACUUUACAGCUACUAAUUUGGACACCUUUUAGAUCUGUAUAAAAGUGUGUUGUGUUGAAGCAGCAAACCAAUGAGUGCUGCAUUUUGGAUAUUUAGUUUUAUCUUUAGUUAAACACCACUCUGGUGUGUUCAUUUAUACCAUCUAAUAUAUGACACACUGUUGUAGUAUGUAUAAUUUUGUGAUCUUUAUUUCCCUUUGUAUUCAUUUUAAGCAUCUAAAUAAAUUGCUGUAUUGUGCUUAAUGUAAAAA